CUUAAAAACUCUUGACUCCCACUAAAUUUAGUACACCUAGUACAACAAUACAUCCUGCUCUCUCACAAACCACCAACUACAUCUCAUAUUUAUUGCUCAUUGUUUCAAUUUCCUUGGAUUCACAACCAAUCCAUCUUUGCCAAAUCAAUCACAAAAACAAGGUUUUUUUUUAUUUUAAUCAACUUUACAUCACCAAUUUCUGCUCGAAGAACCCAUUAAAUCAUAAGCAUCAAAUCAAAAACUUGUACAAAAUUAAAAGAUGCAUUCAGGUCCAUUGUUACUCGAAGAACCCAUUAGGAUGGCUUCAAUCCUUGAACCUUCCAAGCCUAGUUUCUUUCCUGCAAUGACUAAAAUUGUUGGGACUCUUGGACCCAAUUCGCGUUCCUUGGAAAUCAUUUCCGCUUGCCUUAAUGCUGGAAUGUCAGUGGCACGGUUUGAUUUUUCAUGGGGAAAUGCUGAAUUUCACCAAGAAACUUUGGACACUUUGAAGAUGGCAAUUAAGCAUACUAAGAAGCUUUGUGCUGUCAUGCUGGAUACUGUUGGCCCUGAGUUGCAAGUCGUCAAUAAGACAGAGCGUCCAAUUUCUCUUGAAGCAGACUCAUUUGUUGUUCUAACACCUGAUCAGACUAAAGAGGCCAACUCAAAUCUGUUACCCAUCAACUUUCAUGGACUAUCCAAGGCCGUGAUGUCUGGUGAUACAAUUUUUAUAGGACAGUAUCUAUUCACUGGAAGUGAGACUACUUCUGUUUGGCUUGAGGUGUCUGAAUCGAAAGGAGAAGAUGUGGUCUGCCUCAUCAAGAAUUCAGCUACAUUGUCUGGGCCUCUAUACACUUUGCAUGUCUCCCAAAUUCAUAUAGAUCGACCAACCCUGACAGAAAAGGAUAAAGAGGUGAUAAAAACAUGGGGUGCUCGGAAUAAUAUUGAUUUCCUCACUUUGUCAUAUACCCGCCAUGCUGAAGAUAUCCGUGAGGCUCGGGAGUUCCUUUCUAAUCAUUGUGAUCUACAGCAGACUCAAAUUUUUGCAAAGAUUGAAAAUAUUGAAGGAUUGACCCAUUUUGAUGAGAUUCUACAAGAAGCUGAUGGCAUUAUCCUCUCUCGUGGAAAUUUGGGAAUUGAUCUCCCGCCGGAGAAGGUCUUUCUAUUCCAAAAGGCUGCUCUGCACAAGUGCAACAUGGCUGGUAAGCCAGCAGUGGUUACUCGUGUGGUGGAUAGCAUGACUGAUAACCUUAGACCCACACGAGCUGAGGCAACUGAUGUUGCAAAUGCUGUAUUAGAUGGGAGUGAUGCAAUUAUUCUAGGUGCAGAGACCUUGCGUGGCUUGUAUCCAGUUGAGACCAUCUCUACUGUUGGUAGAAUAUGUUUUGAGGCAGAGAAGGUGUUCAAUCAUGAUACAUAUUUCAAGAAAGCUGGAAAAUAUGCUGGAAUGCCUAUGUCACACAUAGAAUCCAUUGCUUCCUCUGCGGUACGGGCAGCCAUCAAAGUGAAAGCAUCUGCCAUAAUUUGUUUUACAUCAUCUGGGAGAGCUGCAAGGUUGCUUGCAAAAUACCGUCCAACAAUGCCAGUUAUAUCUGUUAUCAUUCCUCAGCUCAAAACCAAUCAACUCCGGUGGACUUUCUCUGGUGCCUAUGAGGCAAGGCAAUCACUCAUAAUUAGAGGCCUUUUCCCAAUGCUCGCAGAUCCAAGACAUCCUGCUGAGUCCACAAAUGCAACAAAUGAAACAAUACUGAAGAUUGCUUUAGAUCAUGGAAAGGCCUCUGGUGUGAUAAAAUCACAUGAUCGUGUAGUUGUGUGCCAAAAAGUCGCUGAUUCCUCUGUUGUGAAGAUCAUUGAGCUUGCAGACUAGUUUAUGCUUUUACUGCCUGAAUUGUCUUUGCUUCUUUUUUCUCCCAAGGUUUUCAGAUUUGUAUGCCAAACUCUAUUGGCCCUCGAUGCUCCUUUAAAUAAAUAAGUAAACAUCUUAUGCAUCCGAACUGUUUGAUGGUUCUAGCAUUUGAUAUUCGUCUAGCAUUGCUAGAUAAAGUAGGCUUGGCAUUUGCGUAAGCCUUGUACUAAGACAAGCUUUUAAUCUUAUGGUAGAAUCUAUAUGUAAUGUACCUAAAAGAUGCCCUUAUCUACAUGCCUAUUUUUCA
Molecule: messenger RNA, 2129 nt
Organism: Chenopodium quinoa (quinoa)
Lineage: Eukaryota; Viridiplantae; Streptophyta; Magnoliopsida; Caryophyllales; Amaranthaceae
Product: pyruvate kinase 1, cytosolic
Exons: 16
Coding region: 260-1843 (527 amino acids)
Biological process (GO): glycolytic process
Cellular component (GO): cytoplasm
Molecular function (GO): magnesium ion binding; pyruvate kinase activity; potassium ion binding
Source: RefSeq, a predicted model, not a curated record